AUGAAGGCACGCUAAGCCGGACUGGAGCGGGGCGUCUCAGAGGCUGCGCUCCUUCAGAGCCCAAGGACUUACAGCUUCCUCCGCUGCUGCCUUUCUGUGCCAAGAACCCCCCAAAAGUUGUGAUGCUUUUCUUUACCCAGUGCUUUGGGGCUGUGUUAGAUCUCAUUCACCUCCGGUUUCAGCACUACAAGGCUAAACGGGUUUUCUCCGCCGCUGGGCAACUUGUCUGCGUGGUCAACCCCACACACAACCUAAAGUAUGUGUCCAGUCGACGCGCCAUCACUCAGAGCACUGCGGAACAAGGCAGCUUCCACCCUCACCAUCUCACGCACCACCACCGCCACCACCGCCACCACCACCUCCUGCGCCACCAUUCCCACCCCCACCUCCUCCACCACCAGGAGGCAGGGCUGCAUGCUACCCAGGUGACACCCUGCAUGUGCCCCUUGUUCUCUUGCCAGUGGGAAGGGCACCUGGAGGUUGUAGUGCCCCACCUGCGGCAGAUCCACAGGGUUGACAUCCUUCAGGGAGCGGAGAUAGUCUUCCUGGCCACGGACAUGCACCUCCCUGCACCAGCCGAUUGGAUCAUCAUGCACUCCUGCCUUGGCCACCACUUUUUGCUGGUGCUUAGGAAACAGGAGAGGCAUGAAGGGCACCCCCAGUUCUUUGCCACUAUGAUGCUCAUCGGGACCCCCACCCAGGCUGACUGCUUCACCUAUCGCCUGGAGCUCAAUAGAAACCAUCGGCGCCUCAAAUGGGAGGCCACUCCCAGGUCUGUCCUUGAGUGUGUGGAUUCAGUGAUCACCGAUGGGGACUGCCUCGUCCUCAACACCUCACUGGCCCAGCUCUUCUCUGACAAUGGCAGCCUGGCCAUUGGAAUUGCUAUCACUGCAACAGAGGUCCAUGCCACAGAAGCCGAGUGAGGCCAGGAGCCACUGGGCACUCACACACAGCCACCCCUCCACCAAGACACUCUGCCUGUGCUUCUCAGACCUCUGAAUGCCAGGA
Tupaia belangeri chinensis (Chinese tree shrew) is the source of this 1008-nucleotide messenger RNA. RefSeq names its product siah E3 ubiquitin protein ligase family member 3 (gene SIAH3). Gene Ontology annotation, molecular function: ubiquitin conjugating enzyme binding; ubiquitin protein ligase activity. Gene Ontology annotation, cellular component: cytoplasm. The coding region runs from base 123 to 923 and encodes 266 amino acids. The transcript is spliced from 2 exons. Gene Ontology annotation, biological process: multicellular organism development; proteasome-mediated ubiquitin-dependent protein catabolic process. NCBI's taxonomy places the organism in Eukaryota, Metazoa, Chordata, Mammalia, Scandentia, Tupaiidae. The record is from RefSeq and is a predicted model, not a curated record.